Molecule: messenger RNA, 1082 nt
Organism: Erythranthe guttata (spotted monkey flower)
Lineage: Eukaryota; Viridiplantae; Streptophyta; Magnoliopsida; Lamiales; Phrymaceae
Product: PLASMODESMATA CALLOSE-BINDING PROTEIN 5
Source: RefSeq, a predicted model, not a curated record
UGUCUCCUCAGUUUUCGUGAAAUCGCAACGGUCUCAUUCUCUGCGUAUAAAAAGAAAACCGCCGAACAAUUGCGUACUCAACUUUUUCUCAACGGCUACUCCCACUUUCUUCACACGCUUCAACUUCUCUCUCUACAUUUCAAAAAUGGGUUCUGGAAUCUUCGCCGGAGAUUUGUUUUUCCUCCUAUUCGCGCUCAUCUCCAGCGCGGCGGCAGCCCAAGGCGGCGGCGGCGGAGGGGCGGCGAGGGAGCUCUGGUGCGUCGCCAAAAACAACGCAGAGGACGCCGCCCUGCAAUCGGCACUCGACUGGACGUGCGGGCCCGGAGGAGCAGACUGCGGGCCUAUUCAGAACGGCGGGCCCUGCUACGACGGGUCGGAUCUCCAGCGAACGGCGUCGUACGCCUUCAACGAUUACUACCUGAAGCACGGCCCUUCCGACGAAAACUGCAAUUUUGCCAACACUGCUGCUAUCACUUCUCUCAACCCUAGCCACCACAAGUGCAAAUUUCCAUCCAGUUUAAGCUCCGGCAAAGGAAACUACAGUGGGGCAGUUGGUGCAGGGCCGGGUAGUGCAAAUAUGAGCGGCAGCGUUAGCGGUUCGAUUGCUCGCUACUUUGAUGUGAGUUCACUUGCAAUUCAUCUCUUAUUUGCAAUUGCACUAAUCUUGUAACGGAAUCGGGUGCACAUUUUUGUAUGUAAACUACAUUUUGGCUGAAACAAACGCAGCAGAAACAACUAUGCAAUGAAUGGGAUGGUUAUUAGUGUUGAUAAGAUAACGUUUUUCGUACAAAUUCGGGCUAUAUAUUUUUAUUUUCUUUAAUUGGUUCGGUUGUUCUCACAUGUAAAAUUGUUGGGGAAUGUUGAAUCUCUCUUUUUGCACGAUUCUUGAGCAGUUUAUUGCAAACUGUUUUGGAAAGAGAAACUUGAAAUAUGUUACAUUCUAUCUCAAAUUCUAUGUUAAGGCCGAAUAGUGUUCUCUGUUACGUGUAUGUUCGGUUAAACAAACCAAAUCAUCGGUUUACAGUGAUCAUCGAUUUGUCAAAUGUUCACUAUAAGAUGUUUGGUUCGGGAGUUCCUCUAGU